UAACCAUUUCAAAACGAAAAAGGUUCUCGAACCGAGCAUUACAUUCCUCUUCAGUUGUAGUUUUUUUUAGCUUUUUUGGUUUUAUUUUCUUUUUGUUUUUGAGUUCGAUUUUCUCAAGUGAUUUCUGUUUUGCCAACAUGAGAUCACCAAUUCGUGAAUCGGAAUUCGAUAGAUUUAAUCAUUUAAGGAUUCCACCGUCAUCGAGUCGAAUUCUAUACGAUGUCCCGUGUAAAGUAUGCCGUGACCACAGCAGCGGAAAACAUUACGGAAUAUUCGCCUGUGAUGGAUGUGCCGGAUUUUUCAAAAGAUCGAUCAGACGCGAUCGAAACUAUGUGUGCAAAUCAAAGUCGGAAGGGAAUUGUGUCGUCGACAAAACACACCGCAAUCAGUGCAGAGCAUGCCGACUGAAAAAGUGCUUCGAUGUGGGCAUGAACAAAGAUGCGGUACAGAAUGAAAGAGGUCCCCGUAAUUCAACACUUCGACGACAAAUGGCCAUGUACAAGGAAUCGAUAAUCAACACAAACACGCCGAUAAGACAUGAAAUGAUGUUGCAUGGAAUACCGUACAGACCUCAAUUGUUGCCACCCAUGGUAUUGGAUUUAUCGGUUCAUCGACAAGCUCCGAUAAUUCCGCAUUUACCUUACAUGCCACGGCUCCUCACACAUCCAAUUCCACCACCGCCGCCACCACUAAUUGCCAUGGAAUCUGUUUACGAAGCGGCCGCACAAAUUUUCCUCGACAACGUACGAUGGAUUAAAGAUCGACUCACCACGCGUAAGCCAGACCUGCCAAUCAGCGAUCAACUCAUUAUUUUAGAGGAUUCGUGGAAGGAUUUCUUCAUCAUCGGUGCGGCGCAAGAGAAUUUUAAUUUUAAUCAGUUAAUUUGUUUCGAAACAUUGAACAAUGUGGAACGACCGGAAAAAGUGCUAUCUAUACAUAAGGAAGUGCAAGAAUUCCAAAUCAUAUUGAACAAGCUUGCAUCGCAAAAUGUCGAUCGCACCGAAUAUACAUAUUUACGUGAAAUAAUUCUGUUCACAACGGAUAAUUUGGAUUGUUUUGACGGUAUUCGAUCGAACAGUACUGGUGGUAGUCCGUGCUCAACAAGUGAUUCGAAACAUUUACGAGAAAUUAAUAGUAUCAAAGUGUUGUAUGAUGCCGCGAAAAGUAAUUUGAAAAAUUAUACGAGUACAACGCCCGGACGCUUUGAAAGUUUAGUGGAAAAAUUGUUGCCACUUUUCGCAAACGUUACCAACUACACCAUUGAAGAACUGUUUUUCCGACGGACCAUCCGUGACGGUACAAUUAUCGGUACAUUGUUGAAUGUGUAUAGAACGUAUAACUGAACUGCUGUAAAUGAAAUUCUACUUUAGUUUUGUGUUAUUACAUUACAUACUGCUAGUAAAGGUAUCAGUGAUACUAAUAAAUCGAGUCGAGCUGAGAUAAGCGAAAAAGGAACAAUUUCAGUUUGUAUAGUGCUCUAUCCACUAAUCUUAACCAGUGAUAUUUAAUUGCGAGUUAUUUCAUGUUUAUGCGCGCUCGUCCGUUGGAGAUAGAAGUGGAACGCAGUCACAAAGUCAAUAGAUUCUGGUUUGAGACCGCAAUUACAAUGUCGCAGGUGAUAUAAUUGACUUUUUCGCGGUUCACUUCUAUCUCUAAUUGGUGAACCGAGUGCGAGAGAACAGAACAGAAUAUCGAAUAUCACUGGUCGAAUGGUGGUGUCAUACCGAAAAGUGCAUUUAGAAGUAGCCCGCUAAAGUGGUAAAACGAAUAAAUUGUAGACAAAAUACUUAUCGAUAGCAAGUUUUUAAAAUUGUUUGAUAACAAUUUUUUGUAUUUAAUAUUUUAUUUUAAUACUCAACGAAUU
Molecule: messenger RNA, 1864 nt
Organism: Bradysia coprophila
Lineage: Eukaryota; Metazoa; Arthropoda; Insecta; Diptera; Sciaridae
Gene: tll
Product: nuclear receptor subfamily 2 group E member tailless
Biological process (GO): regulation of DNA-templated transcription
Molecular function (GO): sequence-specific DNA binding; DNA-binding transcription factor activity; zinc ion binding
Source: RefSeq, a predicted model, not a curated record